This is a messenger RNA of Letharia columbiana, 1845 nucleotides long. RefSeq lists its product as uncharacterized. The record is from RefSeq and is a predicted model, not a curated record. Lineage: Eukaryota; Fungi; Ascomycota; Lecanoromycetes; Lecanorales; Parmeliaceae. The transcript is spliced from 2 exons. The coding region runs from base 1 to 1845 and encodes 614 amino acids. Gene Ontology annotation, cellular component: mitochondrion. Gene Ontology annotation, biological process: heme biosynthetic process. Gene Ontology annotation, molecular function: 5-aminolevulinate synthase activity; pyridoxal phosphate binding.
AUGGAGGCUCUACUGAGGCAAUCCCGCUCCAUGUGCCCCUUCCUCAACAAGACAUCUCCCGCCACCCUUCGAUCCCUCUCCACCACCACUCGCCAUGUUUCUCCCGGUGGAGGAACCAUGUCCAAUCUCCAGGUCCUCGCUCGUCGCUGCCCUGUCAUGGGCAAGGCAAUGAAUGCCCAGGCUGCAAAGACCGGCACCAAUCCUUUAAAUGGCGUCUUUGGUGGGGUCCGGGCCUACGGUGGGAAGGCAAAGAUCCAUACUUCGAGGCCUCAGAAAGCGUCCGUGGCAUCUGACACUUUGAGGGAUAAGUUGCAUGUGCCUAUCCAUCAUACCCAGAAGCCGAAAACCAAGGUCCAACCAGAAGCUGUCGCUCCAGGUCCAAAACCUGCGGCUCCAAAACUGGCCACAUUCGACUAUGAAGGCUUCUACAACACCGAGCUGGACAAGAAGCACAAAGACAAAUCCUAUCGUUACUUCAACAAUAUCAAUCGCCUCGCUCAAGAGUUUCCUCAAGCCCACAUGACAACCCGGGACGAGCGCGUCACGGUCUGGUGUUCCAACGACUACCUAGGCAUGGGCCGCAACCCGGAAGUUUUGAAGACGAUGCAUGAAACUCUGGAUACCUACGGUUCCGGCGCGGGAGGGACCCGCAACAUCUCCGGUCACAACCAACAUGCCGUAGCCCUUGAAUCGACCAUUGCCCGCCUGCACGCGCAGGAAGCAGCUCUAGUCUUUUCCUCCUGCUACGUCGCCAAUGAUGCCACUCUCGCUACUUUGGGUAGCAAACUCCCAAAUUGCGUCAUCCUCUCCGACAGCAUGAACCACGCUUCUAUGAUCCAAGGCAUCCGCCAUUCUGGCGCCAAAAAGCUCGUCUUUAAACAUAACGAUCUUGCAGACCUAGAAGCCAAGCUUGCUUCUCUACCCCCAGACGUCCCUAAGAUCAUCGCUUUUGAGUCUGUUUACAGCAUGUGUGGUUCUAUUGGACCUAUCGAGGAGAUUUGUGACCUUGCCGACAAAUACGGCGCUAUUACCUUUCUAGAUGAAGUUCAUGCUGUGGGCAUGUACGGACCACACGGCGCUGGCGUUGCAGAACACCUAGAUUAUGAAGCCCAUGUCGCUGGUCGACCAAAGGGCACGAUUAUGGAUCGCAUCGACAUUAUAACCGGCACUCUCGGAAAGGCCUACGGAUGCGUUGGUGGCUAUAUCGCAGGCUCAGCCAAGAUGGUCGAUACCAUUCGCUCGCUCGCACCUGGCUUCAUCUUCACCACUUCCCUCCCACCUGCGACGAUGGCAGGCGCGAAGACAGCGAUUGAGUACCAAAUGGACUUCCAAGGCGAUCGCCGCUUGCAACAAGUGCAUACUCGCUCGACUAAGCAGGCUUUGGUCGAAAAGGGUAUACCAGUCAUGCCAAACCCAAGUCAUAUCAUCCCGGUCCUCGUCGGCAACGCGGAGCUCGCUAAACAAGCGUCCGACCUGCUGUUGAAAGAUUGGGGCAUCUACGUUCAAGCCAUUAACUACCCUACCGUUCCUGUCGGCGAAGAACGCCUCCGCUUCACCCCUACGCCUGGCCACGUCGAGAAGUACCAAACAGAGCUGGUAAUAGCCUUGGACGCGGUCUGGAACCAGCUCAGUAUCAAAAGGACAGCUGAUUGGGCAGCGCAAGGUGGCUUUAUAGGUGUAGGGGUUGAUGCGGAAGCAGUGGAGCCGUUGUGGACAGAUGAGCAGCUGGGACUCCACAGCCGAGCCGAGAGAGCAGGCCUCAGAGUGCUGGAGGAAGAGAAGGCGAUUCAGGGCUCUAUCGACGAGAUGGGUGAGCUUCCCCGUGCCGUGGCAGCCGCCGCUUGA